AUGGGAUUAUUUCAAAGUCGAGACAACAAAAAAAGUCAAUUUUACUGUUGUCAAAUUUGUAAAGAAAACAAUAUUACUGUCCAGUAUGCGCAUAACUCUUCAACUGGAAAUAUGCUUGGCCAUCUUUGGUCAAAGCAUCGAAUUGAUAAAGACUAUCCUGAGAAAACCAACACUAAUGGCUCAAUUAUUAAAGUGAUGCAUGUUAUUACAAAAUGGAGGCAGGAAAAAAUAACGCAAUUAUUGGUUGAAUUUAUUAUUGAAGAUUGUCAACCUUUUCACAUUUUACAAAGUAAAGCUUUUUGUUGUUUCCUAAACUAUAUGGAGGCUGGAUUUCAAAUUCCUUGUGAACAGACUGUGAAAAAAAUAAUUAAUAAGGCAUAUGAAUGGAGCCAUGAUCAAUUAUUCAGUAUGAUAAAUAUGGAUGAAAAAUGCAGAUAUUUGAAGAUUCACCAAACAAUCGAUGAUGUGCCAACAAGAUGGAAUUCCUCAUACUUGGCUUGGAUUUGGCUUAAAGAGUUACGAAAAGUGAUUGAAUAUCUUGGUUUAAUGUUGUCUUCAGAAUUAGAACCCACCAACAUAUUUUCAGGUUCAAGCUAUCCUACUCAUAACCUGAAAUUACUCAUUAAUAAGUUUGCACCUUCUAAUGAACAAACUGAAGAAGACUAUGUCGAUUUAUUAUUUGAAUCUAGUAGUAGACAUGUUAAAGAAAAUUUUUAUUAG
Molecule: messenger RNA, 720 nt
Organism: Dentiscutata erythropus
Lineage: Eukaryota; Fungi; Glomeromycota; Glomeromycetes; Diversisporales; Gigasporaceae
Source: the annotation of a GenBank genome assembly